AUGGAGACACAACUCGCAGAUCUGAUCCGAUCCGUCAACGAGGGGCGCGCGGCGAACGACGCUUGCCUGGAGGCAAUCCAGGCGUCCCUCGAGCUCUGGAGGCCGGCGGUCUCCAACCUGCAACGCGAGCUCGACGAGCUCCGCACCCAAGUGGGACGGAUCGCCCUCCACCCGGCACUCGCGACGCAAGGCGAGACGGUGGAAGAAGUGGUGGUGCCUUCGGCACCGUCUCCUCCUCCGACGGGCCCCGAGCACCAUGGGCCAAGUGGCCACGGCGAGAUCUUCAACUCCGGGGGUGGGGCUCACGGGGUGGUCACCACCCUGCAGCCGCCUCCGGUCAAGGGUACGUACCAAUCCCUACCGGAGAACUACGCAUCUGUAGGAGUUGGGUCGAGUUGUAUGAUUAAUUGGGAGCCGCCACACGCCACGCAGCAGUCACCGCACACGCAUCACUGGGCGCUGCCGAAGUUGGAUUUUCCCCAAUUCGACGGUGAAAACCCACAGUUCUGGAAGUCUAGAUGCGAAAAAUACUUCGAUGUUUAUGGUAUUCAGCCCGAUAUCUGGGUUCGUGUAGCCACCUUACACUUCACAGGCACUGCCGCUCGCUGGCUGCAGCUGCACGAAGCAGCGAGUUGCUUGUCCACUUGGGAGGGUCUGUGCAUAGCACUGAAGGAGAAAUUUGGUCGAGAUCAGUACCAAAUGCAUCUCCGUCAGUUUAACAUUCUGAAACAGACAGGAUCCGUAGAGGAGUACAUGGGGCAGUUUGAGGAAUUAAUGCAUCAUAUUCUCGCGCACAAUUCGGGGUUCGAUCCGAUUUACUUUACAACUCAAUUCUUAGAUGGGAAGAGCUGGUGGAGGAGAUGCCGUGGUGCGAGCACAGACGAUAUGAUCCAGCGCCGCCAAGACCCCCAGCGCGACCAGCACCAGCAAUGGCUGUGCCAGCGGCGCCGCAGCGCGUACCGUUACCUGCCCCACAGGCAGCAGCGGAGGAUCGCCGGGCGCUGGACGCAGCGCGUGCGGCUGACCGUCGCCCUGACUACCGUCCAGCUGCACGUGGUGGAGGAACUCCUCGAGCUGCUACAAGCUGAAGAGCACGACAGGCAAGAAGCAGAGUCUGAUUCGGAAGAGGAGGUGCUCAUGUCCAUAUCAAAGCUCGCAACGACAGGGCAAACCACUCCGCGCACGGCCCGUUUGCUAGGACAGAUCGGGGGGCGUGAAGUGUUGAUAUUGAUAGACUCUGGCAGUUCCCACAGCUUUGUCAGCAAGGAUGUCGCAGCAAGGAUGACAACUCAAGUACAGCCGAUGGCACCUGUGUCGGUAAAAAUCGCUGAUGGAGGGCUGCUAUCUUGUUGUGGAUACAUACCGGCGUGCAAAUGGGAGACGCAGGGACACCAAUUUAUCACUGAUCUGCGGGUGCUGUCGCUAGGCUGUUAUGACAUGGUGCUGGGAAUGGACUGGCUGGAGCACUGCGGACAGAUGGUGGUGGAUUGGGGAGCAAAAACAUUGAAGUUCCAGCAUGAAGGGAAGAGCAUUUUGUUGCAGGGUCUAACAGCUGCUUCUUCAACAGUGGCAGCAAUAUCAGUGACAGAGCUGCAAGAGCUAGAGGCAAAAGACUCGGUAGCACACAUGGUGAUGCUGUGUAUAACUGAAGGACAAGUGGAAAUCACUCCUGUACCAGCAACUAUUCAACAAGUUUUGGACGAGUACCAGGACCUUUUUCAGGAGCCAACAGAGUUGCCACCGCACAGAGAAUGGGACCAUGCCAUACCCUUGCUACCAGGAGCAAAACCAGUGAAUCUCAGACCAUAUCAAUACACACCAGAGCAGAAGGACGUAAUUGAGGCUCAAGUUAAGGAACUGCUUGCCGAAGGGCUCAUUACCGCCAGUACCAGUCCAUUUGCGUCGCCAGUUUUGCUAGUGAAAAAGAAAGAUCAAACAUGGAGGUUGUGUGUGGAUUUCAGACACCUGAACGCGAUCACUCUAAAAGCCACAUACCCAACUGUUGGAAAUAUGCCCUAG
Messenger RNA from Aegilops tauschii subsp. strangulata, 2019 nucleotides. NCBI's taxonomy places the organism in Eukaryota, Viridiplantae, Streptophyta, Magnoliopsida, Poales, Poaceae. The record is from RefSeq and is a predicted model, not a curated record.